GUAUUAAGUAGUGUUUUAGUUGCUGGAGAAAAAAAAAAAAGAAACUUUUUUUUCCUCUUCAUUCUCUAACGGUUUGGUUCUUCGCAGUAUAGGAUUUCGAUUUAUGACUGAGAUUGUUGUUUUCUUAUUGUAUUUCGGAGAAUCUUAUACAAAGUGACUUGGCAUUCGUUGGGGUAUGUUAAAAGAUUGAGGUUUUAGAUUGAUUUGACAACAGGCCUUGGAACCUAUCUGAAUCGAUUAGUUUUAUUUUCAGGAAACAAUGCAAAGGUUCGUCGAAUCAGUCAACUGGUAUUGGAAAGAGACAUGGAAGUUGAAAGAUGACAAAGAUAUAAAAGCUGAUCGUGAAAGUUCCAUCCAUAUAUCGUUUGGGAAGGAGAAGGAAGCACCUAGUGUGAGUGCAAUGAUCAAUUGGAAAUCCUCUAUUGAUAUCAUGUAUGACCGAAACUCGAGCCAUAUCUUCGAGCCACGUAGAACGUUGGUUGCAUCUCUUUUUGUGCCAAAGUGUGCAGGAGUCCGAGCCAACUACAGUUAUGAAUAUCCUAAAGAUAAUCCUCAUGAGCUGGAAAUCGAAUAUUUACGCCUAGAGCAUUGGAUCCUCAAGAUGAAGUUCCCACUAAAUCAGAGUCCGGAACGCACCUUCAAACUUAGUGCAAUCCCUCGGUGGGAUGCUUUCUCUUUUCCCUUUGAGAUCACAGUGAAAGAUAGUGAAAAUUACAAGGUAGCCAACUGGUCAGUCGGAUUGACACGCAAAGCACCGACCUUUUCCUUCCUCUUCAAGAUAUCUCAAUUAAAGGUUGGAGAGCAGAUCGAGAGGAGCGCCACUGCUUCUUGCGAAAUGAAAUCUCCACAUCUCUCUGCUUCCACCUCAUGGGAAGAAAAUGAAGUUAAGUGUUCAUUCCAGCAUAAAGAUGGAGACUUACUUUAUAUUUCUGAGGGGCAUUUGAACUUCAAAAGUGCAAAAGAAAGUCUGUGUUCCGUGGCUUUAAAGAAAACGAUUGAUGAAUCUAAAGACAUCCAAGUGGCGUUUGACACCAACAACACCACCACAAUCGACUUUUCAUACUGUGUUGAUACAAAAUUCAAGUUUAAAGUUUGUGCCAAAGUGGAUGCACGUGAUAUCAACCAUUCACAAAUUAAGGCUUCUUUUACCUAUCAAUGAACAGGAUUCUGUCUGCUGCAAGAAAAAGAGUUGACCGAGUCUGUUUUUCCAAUCAUCUUCCACUUCACCACCAUUAAGAAGACAUGAUUCUCUUUUGACAUGUUAGUUAUCUGACACUAGUAUCUAAGUAUCCUCUAUGAUGAUGAAUCUACUAAGGAACCGUUUGUUUUGUGAGUAUGGUUAUGUUUUGCUUGACACAUGUUUAGCAGUUAGUUGCAUGACCAGUUUUUCUUAAUGAUCUUGCGAUAUAUUUAACC
Messenger RNA from Raphanus sativus (radish), 1416 nucleotides. RefSeq lists its product as uncharacterized. The coding region runs from base 260 to 1159 and encodes 299 amino acids. The record is from RefSeq and is a predicted model, not a curated record. Lineage: Eukaryota; Viridiplantae; Streptophyta; Magnoliopsida; Brassicales; Brassicaceae. The transcript is spliced from 7 exons.